This is a messenger RNA of Acaulospora morrowiae, 807 nucleotides long. NCBI's taxonomy places the organism in Eukaryota, Fungi, Glomeromycota, Glomeromycetes, Diversisporales, Acaulosporaceae. The record is from the annotation of a GenBank genome assembly.
AUGGUUGAAGAACUUGAAUCUCAUUUGCUUCCAUUUAUGGCAAUACUUAAUCAUUUACAACAUGAUGUUGCACGAUUACCAGAUGUUCUUCAUGCAUUUGCUUAUUUUAUGCAAUUAUAUAAGAACCGUGAAGAUAAUUUUAGCAAAAAUAUGGUUCAACGUUUAGACAUCUUUAAUAGCAAUGCUCCUUUACUAAAUUUAUCUCAAAUCGGUUUAUGGGCACAAUACUAUUAUAAAGAAUGGUUUAAAACACGACCAUCUGUUAUUUUAGCAGAACUCUCAAAAUUUGUCAAUAAAGAAUAUCCAUUUGAUGAUGAUACUGCUUUAAACUUUGAUGAUAUUCAAGAAUAUUGGAAAUUUACGAUAGGAGCAACAAAGGAAUUAAGCAUUCUUGCAAUUACAGCACAAAUGCAUGCUGAAAUAACUUAUAAUUGUGCAGUUAAAAUAGUACAUGAGUUAGAAGAAUAUAUAUAUGCAAGCACUAUUACAUACAAUACUGAAAACUAUGAAUUUCAUUCAAAACAUAUUCCUAAAAGUGUCGAAACUGAAGUAGAAGUAAUAAUCAAUGAAGAUGAAGAAACAAUGGUAGAUUAUAGUGAGAAUAAUGAAGAUAGUUUAAGCACAAAUACUAAUGUAGAUGAUGAAUGGAGAUCAGUUCUUAAUAACUGGUCAGAAGAUCUUAUAAUUGAAAACAUCGAAACAUCUAAUAAGACGUUUAUGAAUUUAAAUCAUCCAGCGGAUGAUCCUAUAGGAAAGUGGUAUCUUACAGAUCUGUUUAUAGCUGAGUUCCUGCACCUUCAGCAAUAG